Aegilops tauschii subsp. strangulata is the source of this 543-nucleotide messenger RNA. The record is from RefSeq and is a predicted model, not a curated record. Lineage: Eukaryota; Viridiplantae; Streptophyta; Magnoliopsida; Poales; Poaceae.
AUGUCCGCCCGGGCCCUUUGGGCACCGGACUUGUCCGGGCUCGACCAUAGUGGGCGCGGGCGCACGGGCGCGCGUGCGGCCGUGGGCGCGCACGAGCGCGCGGACGGGCUCGGUCGCCGCGCGGGCGAGCGCGGGCGCUGGACCUGGACGCGGCCAGCCGGGGCCACGGCAAGGGGGGAGGAUUCGCCGGCGUGGCAGCGGCGAGGCCACGGUAGGGCAGAAGGGGAGGAGCAGGGCGCGGGCGCCGGAGCGCCAGAGGUGGCCAUGGGCGUGGGGCGUCGCCUGCGCGUGGGGAAGGAGGCCGCAGCGACGGGACAGGGGGCGGCCGGGGUGAGGCCACGACGGGCGCAGGCCUUGGCGGCCAGAGCGAAGGAGGGGGCCGCGGGGGCGCGGGCCGGCGGCCAGGUGCGGGUGUGCGCGACGGGGCAUAACGGGGCGGGGCCGGGCGGAGCUGCGGGAGGAGGUGCGGUGGCGGGGCGGCCAAACGCACGAGCAGGGGCGGAGAGGAGCGCCGGCGGCGGGGCGAGGCCGGCGCGCGGCUGA